AUGUGGGUGUUGUUUUGUUUGCGUUGACAGCUGCACGGUGUCCCUCCCAAAGCAGUGCACACCUGUUUCCGAAUCAAUACGCUAAUUAAAAUUUAAAACUAAAAACGCAGAUAACAAAUUUGCAAUUCGCGUUCGAUAAAUCCAAACUAAAGACGCAUUUACAUCAUUCCAUUCCCCAAACGCUCACUCGAUAAUGUGAGGGUUUCCGUGUGCGUUAUCAACGUAUCGAGUGAUUGGUCUGUUUGCUGUGCGCGAUAAACCACAAAAUCCACGCUCAAUGCCGUACAUACUGGUGCGCGGUAACUUGGCGUCGUACAACUACAGCCACAACGAGCGACAUCCAUGGCGAGUACUCGUCUCCGGUCUGAAGUCGGAAGACCUCGAUCAGUUGAGUAGAUUCGCUUGUGGCGGGUACUGCGACGUUUCCACCAUCGUGUUUAUGCAUCAUCCGUGCGUCAUACUCACCGCACUCGAAGUACUUGGCUACAAGGUGGUCGCCUCUUCCUCCACCGGCGUUAAGCAAGAUUACAACGAGUACAUGUGGACAAUGCGCAAGGAAUUCUCCGAGCCUGAACCAGUCGAAACCGCUAAAGCAACAACAGCAGCAAAACUAGAAGCAACUAGUUCAGAAAAUCUUGCUGAAUAA
Molecule: messenger RNA, 646 nt
Organism: Dalotia coriaria
Lineage: Eukaryota; Metazoa; Arthropoda; Insecta; Coleoptera; Staphylinidae
Exons: 1
Coding region: 278-646 (122 amino acids)
Biological process (GO): negative regulation of biosynthetic process
Source: RefSeq, a predicted model, not a curated record